AUGCAUUGUUAUGAGUCUGAAGAGCUGGAUUCUGUUGCAAGUGAUGAUGAAGACAGUCAGCAGGCAGCAUUUCCUCAAGCGAAUCCAGAUGCUCCAGUAAGGAAAAUAAGGUUGGAGCUUGGCAUGGAGUUUGAAAAUCUGGACCAUUUCAAGAAGGCAGUUAAGAAGUUCAACAUCAACAUAGGGCGAAACAUAUUCUUUCCAAUAGUGGAUUCAACUAGGUGCAAGACCAUAUGUUAUGACGAGAGUUGUCCGUGGCAGAUAUACUGUGCAAAACGGUCGUAUCCAUUAAGCUUUCAGGUGAAGACGUUUGUGAAUGAACAUACCUACAGCAAAGUUAAUAAGAAUAAAUCAGCAGAUGGUAAAUGGGUUGUAGAGGAGCUUGAGGACAAGAUCCGUGAUCAUCCAGAGAUGACUCAAAGGCAGGCACAAGAUUUUUUCAAGAAGGAGUAUGACGUGAUUGUGAACGAGAGGAAGAUAUACAGGGCUAUGGUGAAGGCGAAAGAACUAAUAGAAGGGUCAGAAAUAGCUCAGUAUGCAGUUCUUAGGGACUAUGCUAAUGAAAUUAUGAGGACCAACCCUGGCUCCACUGUGAGGAUUAGUACUGAUUAUGUUGAAGGGACUGGGCAUAAAUUCAAAAGGAUAUAUAUAUGCUUGGAAGGGUGUAAAAAUGAUUUUUCGGUUGGUUGCAGGCCUUUUAUAGGGUUAGAUGAAACUUUUCUAAAGGGAUACUACCCUGGCCAGUUGUUGACCGCAAUCGGCCACGAUGCCAAUAACCACAUAUACCUUAUAUCGUAUGCUGUUGUGGAGUGCGAAUGCAAGGAUAGCUGGAAAGUGGUUUCUCGAACUCCUCCAAGAAGACUUAGGUGA
Messenger RNA from Arachis ipaensis, 870 nucleotides. The record is from RefSeq and is a predicted model, not a curated record. NCBI's taxonomy places the organism in Eukaryota, Viridiplantae, Streptophyta, Magnoliopsida, Fabales, Fabaceae.